This is a messenger RNA of Lontra canadensis (Northern American river otter), 1882 nucleotides long. RefSeq names its product adaptor related protein complex 5 subunit sigma 1 (gene AP5S1). The transcript is spliced from 4 exons. Gene Ontology annotation, biological process: double-strand break repair via homologous recombination; endosomal transport. Gene Ontology annotation, cellular component: lysosome; cytosol; AP-type membrane coat adaptor complex. Lineage: Eukaryota; Metazoa; Chordata; Mammalia; Carnivora; Mustelidae. The record is from RefSeq and is a predicted model, not a curated record. The coding region runs from base 720 to 1322 and encodes 200 amino acids.
AUGAGGCCCGGAGGAUAGCGGCUCAAGGCUGAAGGGGCAGCACACUCGGUUGGGUGCUCCUCUUAGGGCUGUUUGACAGGAGCAAGGAACUACAACUCCCGAAAUGCACUGCGCCGCAGGCUUGCGCGAGACAGUGACGUGAGGGUUUGGUCGCUACCAUUUCGCUGUGACUUGGGGGGACACGGUGGCGAAGACUGAUGACGUGCUCUUCGUGAGGCUGGGGUGGGGGUCACCGGAGGUCCUCGCGGCUCAGCGGGCUGCAGUUCUCAAAGUUCCUUCGCGAAACUUCUUGCUUGACCAAUUUAAACGGACGAUUUACUUACCCUAAAUUAGAGAUCAAGAUAUCAGCUUCCGGUGUGCCGGCUGCCUUCCCAACCCCGGGCCGGCCACUGAGUCAGCCAGACGAUACUAUUAUUAGUAGUGUCAUUAUUUAGUCGACUUUAUUUUUAAGUACUCCGAAACUUGUAGAAGAUUUCAGGAGUUUUCUUACAAAGAACUACCGUACACCCUUUGACAAUUAAGUUGGCUGCCGCUACGGUGCAGUUUUACCUCUGUAUUUAGUGGUACUUCGGUGUGUAUUUUCUAAAAACGAGCACAUUCUCCUACAUCCAGAAUCAGAGCCCGGUUUGGGGUUGUCUGAGAUUUCUUCACCAGUUGACUCUGUGGUGGACAGAAGUGCUGCUGACCAGACGCCAUUAUUCAGAGUGUCCACCCUGGCCAUGGUCCAUGCUUUCCUCAUCCACACCUUGCGGGCUCCACAGGCCCAGGACCCGGGCCUUUGCCGAGUGCUCUACUCCUGCGUCUUUGGUGCUGAGAACUCACCGGAUGACCCACGACCACGUGGUGCUGAGAGGGACAGACUCCUCCAAAAGGAGCAGAUUUUGGCUGUGGCCAGGCAGGUGGACUCCAUGUGCCAGCUGCAGCAGCAGGCAUCUGGCCGGACCCCCAUGGACCUGCAGCCUCAGUCGUCAGAUGAGCCAGUGCACCUGCAUGAGGCCCCCCUUGGGGCCUUCCGCCUGGCAGCAGGGGACCCUUUUCAGGAGCCUCGGACAGUGGUAUGGCUGGGUGUGCUCUCAUUAGGAUUUGCCCUGGUGCUGGAUGCCCACGAGAACCUGCUGCUGGCUGAGGGCACACUCCGGCUGCUGGCACGCCUCCUCCUCGACCACCUCCGGCUGCUGACCCCCAGCACCAACCUCCUGCUUCGGGCUGAUCGCAUCGAGGGCAUCCUCGCCCGCUUCUUGCCCCAUGGUCAACUGCUCUUCCUCAAUGACCAGUUUGUCCAGGGUCUGGAGAAGGAAUUCAGUGCUGCAUGGCCCCGCUGAUCCCUCACUGGGAUGGGACUUCCUGAGAGGGCAAGGAGGGAGGACAGGGAUGGGUGGACACACAGCCAGGUGAAGCUUGGCAUUGGCCUCCUUCACAACCUGCCCCCGGCUCUGGUGUGGUACCAUACACAGGAUGAGUGGACAGCACAAACUGUCCAUAACAGUGGACAGAAGAGGGGGCUGGCCAAAGGACGGUGGGGAGGAAUCCCAGAACAUCCUGUACCUGGCGUUGCCAUGUGACUUAUUCAUACUGCUGCAGUGGGCCAGCCCCACCUGUCCGUGACCCCAGUUUCUCCCAUCUUCAGCAGCCAGCCCCCAAAACAGUCCACCAGUUGCUAGUGUUAGAGCAUAAAGAACAGAACUCAGUCUACUUUCUCCUUCUAAACCCACAGUCAGUCAUUGCAACCCAAAGGGAAUCUGAGACUCCCAGGGUCGGGGAGCUGGCUGCUGCUGCCUUUGUACCUACUUAGGCAACAUUAUCAGUAAGGAUUUUGGGGGCCCCUGGGUGGCUCAGUCAUUAAGCAUCUGCCUUCAGCCCAGGUCAUGAUCCCAGGGUCCUG